AUGGAUUCCGCCUCAAUCCCCUCUCGGGAUCCAAGUAAUCAUCAUUUAUUCUCUUCGGGUGAGCAGAGAAUAAUAUCCAAUGAAGGCUACGAAAGUAUCAUGCUGUUUCCAAAAAACAAUUUUAUGGUCAAAGACAUUAUACUGAAAGGCAGAAAUAAUAACAUCAAUGAGACCUCGAGUACAAGUACUACAAUUACUGCGCCUACUAUCAGUAUCAAGUAUGCAUUUGUGUACGGAUCAACCCUACACGGAAAUUGGGUGUACGAUACUCUGUCUCACGAAGUUGACGACGGUCUGACAGUCAGAAUGAAUACCUACCUCGAUAAAUAUGCUUUGAAGGAGCCUGUACUUAUAUUUGAUGAAUCAAGCGUAAAAGAAUGCAACAUUCCUUUAAUAAGUAGUACCGCCCUUGCAAAUUCCCUGAGGGUUCAUGAAGAAGUGGUAAAACACCUUUCGACAGACUUUUACAUUACCCAGUCUCAGAAUAUUGUGCUUAACAUUGGACUCCAAUUCGGGGAUAACGACGGAUACACAUUUAUGGCAAACCAAGAACUAUGCCUUUACUUUCAAGAGGCAGCGGAUCUGCUUGAAAGUUAUCUUAAACAGUUUCCUCGCUUGGCAUUCUUUGUACAAAAACUGAUAUUUAGUGUACCCCGUACUCUGUCAAAACUGUAUAUGAUUGGGUUAAUUCAAAAAGAUAUUAUAAGAAGAGAAGUCCAACGCCUUUCGAAAAUGCAACUCACAUUAAAGAUUAAUGAAAAGGCAAUCGAGCGCACAAAAAAAAUUAACAGUGAAGUUUCCUUGGAAACAGUAGUCUACAAUAUUCCUCAAUCGGCAAUUGUCUCUCUUAAGAAAUUUAAAGAGAUCCACGGUACCAAAGAACUUAUGAUCGGGGACAGAUGUGUUUGUGUUGACAGACGUGAGAAAAACAUCUUCCUUUUUGGUAAGAAAGGAACAGUUGUUGGAAUGCGCAACACCAAAAAGGUCAGGGUCAAGUUUGAUGAAGACCUUUUCAAAGCAAGCAUACAAUCUCAACGUCUACACUUUGCUGGCUAUAAACGUAAAAUAACUCCAAUGCAAAGCUUAUACAAAUCAUCACCAAUGGGUUGCAAAUGUAUUAAAUACCUUGCCAUGUUUUAUAGAGAGCUAAAUGUUACUAAAAAGAAGGACUGUUAUGGUAGAUUCAUUUCGUAUAAUCAUUCGAAAAUGGACCACUUUAGCUUUUUGUAUUUGAAUAUGUUUUUGGCUCUUUCUGGGAGACUUCUCGCUGAAAAUUGGCCAUUGUUUUUGACGCCGAUCCAGGUUGUCAUUUUCAUAAAACCGAUUUGA
Molecule: messenger RNA, 1329 nt
Organism: Phycomyces blakesleeanus NRRL 1555(-)
Lineage: Eukaryota; Fungi; Mucoromycota; Mucoromycetes; Mucorales; Phycomycetaceae
Exons: 8
Coding region: 1-1329 (442 amino acids)
Source: RefSeq, a predicted model, not a curated record